AUGGAUCCAAUCGAGUUUGCUGACCCCACAAAGAGCGAAUGUUCGCAGAAGAUCUUCAAGAUUGCGGACGUCGAUUUCUGGCAUUUGGAGGGAUGGGAGCCGUAUAACUUUGCCGAGGAUUGUUACAGUAAUGACUACAGUUUGACGACGGUUCAGAGGUUUUUGAGAAAUGUUUUGGCGGUGAAAGAGGCCAGAGAAAGUGGAGAACAGCCGCUGAUUAGUGAUGGAAUCAACAGAUUUGUGGAUCAGGGGGUAAGGAAAUUAGUUUUGAGUCAAGUGUUUCUCUAUGGAAAAACCAGUCUUUGGCCUUUAUUUCAAAAAAAAUAACUGUGCACAUUAUGGCCAAGUUCUCCUCGCAAAAUAAUACUUUGUUCAUUUUGGGUCAAGUCUUUCUUUUUUCUUCGAGUGGAACACUUGACCCAAAUCUUUGCAAAAUUGACCUGUAAUUUAUGCAUUUUGGGGUAACCCUAUUCAUUUUGAGUAAAGUAUGUAUUCCAAUCCGAAACCCAAAAUUUAUUUUGGGGCAAGUGUUUCCCCUCUUGAGUCAACUUUUUCUCACAGAGAAAGACUUGACCCAUUUUUUGGCAAAGCCCUCUAGGAUAUGGCCAAAUUUUUUCAAAAAUCAAUGUAUUACUAAAGCUGAAUGCCCCUUCCCAAUUAUCCUUGAAUUCUGAGUCAACUCUUCUUUUUUUGAGUCAAGUGUUUCAUUCAAUGGAAAGACUUGACCCGAUACUCGGCAAAUUUUUUUCAAUCAAAAAAUAAGUUUUUUUUGAGUCAAACAUAAUGUUUUCAGGCCCUCAUAAAUCCCUUGUCAUCAGAUGCCAGUGGUGGAUUCACUUGUUACAAAGGAGAAGCAAUUUCCAAAUAUCUGAAUGACCCAAAAGUUCAGAAAGCUCUUCAUGUGGAAGGCACAUGGCAGAACUGCGAGUAAGUGCUUGAAAAUAUUCUAAUUUGCCCAAAAAAUAGAUUGAAAUUGUUAAUUCGAGCUUUCAAGGGUCAGAGGAACACUUGACUCAGGAACGUGUCAAGUGUUCCUCUGACGCAAAAAGAACGUAUUUUAAAAAAAAUUGACCGUUAACAUACCAAAAAAAUUAUUUUUUAACGAAUUUUUAAGGGUCUAUGUUUUUUGCAUAGAAAUAAAAAUGCUUUUUCUUAGAAAACUUAUUUUUAGAAAAAAUGAUUUUUUUCAUAGAAAAAAACAUUUUUAUUUUAGAAAAGAAUGGGUUUUCCUUAGAAAGUGCAAUUUUUAGUAAACUUGUGUAUAAUAAUAGCAAAAAAAUUUUAAACAGUAACUAGUAGUAAAUUUUGUUAAGUAAUGGGGUAAAAUAGUAAGAGUAGUAACUUUUUGAGUGGAUAUUGGGGACUGGGGUAUUCGAUGGUGCUGAUUUCGAAAACAUAGCUUGUUUUUUGUGAUUUUGACUUUUUUCUUAAGUAGUACUGUAAAUUAGUAACAAUUUGUAUUGUUUAUGCCUCAAUGUCGGUUGAAAUCGAUUUCUUGCUCAUACUUGGGUUUACCCUUAUAUAACUCCAAACAAAUUCAUAUCCACUCAAAAAGUUACUACUCUUACUAUUUUACCCCAUUACUUAACAAAGUUUACUACUAGUUACUGUUUCAAAUCAAUUUUUGUUAUUUAUUAUACACAAAUUUACUAAAAGUUGCACUUUCUAAGGAAAAACCAUUCUUUUCUAACAAGGAAAGUACUUUUAUGGGGGCUCCUACUUUUUGACGGGACAUAUCUCAAAAAAUCAGAAAAAAUGUGCUGAUCAAGGAUAUAUAAAUCUUAGCUGCCCAUUUUAGGUUUUUAGGGGUGAAAACUCAAUCGGAAGUUGACUUAAAGUCCUAUAUGAACCCCUUUUCGCCUAAUUUUUCACGGGUUUACAAUUUUUAUUUUUGGCUUAAAAUGAUGUUUAUUGAGUUUCUAAGACGUAAUAAAUCAGUCUUGGCCCAAAAAUUUAUUUUUCCGACCUUCAUCUUCAAAAAAGUUGAUUCAGCCCAAAAGGGAAAUCGAACCCGUGCGGCGUUCCCCCUCUUGAUUCCCAGACUACGGCACUAACCACUCGGCCACACCGCUCUCUUCCGAAGGAAGAGACCGACUGCGCUUUUUAUCGUUUCGAAUGCAUGCGCCUUUUGUAGGGAAAUUGAGCCAGUUUUUGGCCAUUUUCACCCCUAAAAGCCCAAAAUGGGCAGCUAAGAUUUAUAUAUCCUUGAUCAGCACAUUUUUUCUGAUUUUUUGAGAUAUGUCCCGUCAAAAAGUAGGAGCCCCCAUAAAAGUACUUUCCUUGUAAAAUAAAAAUGUUUUUUUCUAUGAAAAAAAUCAUUUUUUCUAAAAAUAAGUUUUCUAAGAAAAAGCAUUUUUAUUUCUAUGCGAAAAACAUUUUCCCAAUUUUUAAUUUUUUUACCGAGGGAAACACUUGUCCCAGAACUGAGCCAAGUCUUUCUUUCAUCUUUUUCGGCCUAAAAACUUGUAAAAACUUAUUCCAAUAUAUUUCAGCGACUACGUGAACGAAGUCUACCUCCAAACCUACCAAGAUACGACCGAAGUUUUCAAAGAAAUCUUCGCAUCCAGCAAAAAUUUGCAUAUUUUGUUUUACAACGGUGACGCUGACGGAGUUUGCAACUUCUUGGGAACGGAAUGGUUCGUCGACGAGCUUCCAUUCAACUGGACCGCCAAAUCCAAACGAACCGAAUGGGUGUACACCAAAAACGACUUCAAUAAAACUUAUGCGGGCUUCCAAAAAACUUUGGCUUUGGAGAAUAUCCGGCUGGAUGUUGUGACAGUCGCCGGCGCUGGCCACAUGGUCCCGUUGGAUCGGCCUGGACCCGCUUUCCAGCUGUUUGAGAACUUUUUGAGGGCCGAGGAUAACUAUGGAAACGCUGUGAGCAUCAACGAAACGGGAUAUCCAAUUCGAAACAAAUAUUUGGAAAAAGUCCCGGAGAAAAGUAAGAAAAAUGGAUUGUAAAAUACGAGUAAUUUAGUGUAUAGCUUAAUUAAAAUCCUGUAGCAUAAACUAAAAAAAAAUUUUUUUGCACGGUGCGAAAAUUUCAUUUUUUAUUUCCUGCACUGUGCAGCUCAAAAACAUUGGAUUUUUACAUAAGAAACAAAAACAAUUUGCAUAUUUUUGGCAUUUACUAUUCAAUUAGAGUACACUCUUUCGCACUAUGCAAAAUUUUUCAAAAUUAUCUUUAUCGCACCGUGCAAAAAUUAAAUUUUUUGUUUUGCACUGUGCAAUUGAAAAAAUCGGUUUUCAGCACUGUGCAAUCCAAAAAAAUGUAACGUUUACACAGAGAAUGGAACAAAAAUUGCAUAUUUUUGGCAUUACCUCUUCGACUAGAGUCGACCUUUUCAUAUUUUGAAAACUUUUUAAAAUUUCCUUCGCCGCACCGUGCAAAAAUCUAUUUUUUUUUAUUUUGCACUGUGCGGUUGAAAGAAUCGGACUUUCUGCACUGUGCGACUCAAAAAAACGUAACGUUUCCAUAGAGAAUGGAAGAAAAUUUGCAUAUUUUUUGCAUUACCUUUUCGAUUAGGGUACACUCUUUCGCAUUUUCUAAAAUUUUCAAAAUUGUCUUCACCGCACUGUGCAAUUGAAAAAAUGGGAUUUUCUGCACUGUGCAACUCAAAAAAAUGUAACGUUUCCAUAGAGAAUGGAAGAAAAUUUGCAUUUUUUUGGCAUUACCUUUUAGACUAGAGUAGACCCUUUCAUAUUUUGAAAACUUUUUAAAAUUUCCUUUACCGCACCGUGCAAAAAUUGAAUUUUUUUGUUUUGCACUGUGCAUGUCAAAAACAUAGGACUUUUACACAGAGAAUGGAACAAAAGUUGUACAAUUUUUUUAUUUACUACUCUCCUAGAGUAUGCCCCUUCGUAUUUUACAAAAUUUUUCAAAAUUUCCUUUACCGCACAGUGCAAAAAUUGAUUUUUUUUUUAUUUUGCACUGUGCAGUUUUGAAAAAAAAACUUCGUAGGGAAUGAAAAAAAUUGGACUAAAAACUGAUUAAUAAUUAAAUUUCAGUCUCUCGAAAAGAAGCGGAUCGCAUUCAUUACCUCCCCGGACUCACCUACGACCCCAAAUUUGAGCAAUACAGUGGCUAUCUGAGGGCGACCAAGGGAAAUUACUUGCAUUAUUGGCUGGUGAAGUCUCAAAACAACCCCAGAAAUGAUCCACUGAUCUUGUGGCUGAAUGGAGGGCCUGGCUGUUCGUCUUUGAUGGGGCUACUGGUUGAAUUGGGGCCUUUCCGACCAAAUCCGGAUGGUCUGACUUUGAGUGAAAAUGUGUUUGGAUGGAAUAAGGUGAGGAAAUUAGGGGGUUUAAAGAGUAAAAAAAAGAUAUUUUUUGGAAAUUUUAAAGAAAAUUCAAAAUUUUUUAUGAUUUUUUGACGGAAAAGAAAUUUGAAAAAAAAUAUUUAAAAUGAUAUUUUUUGAUUUUUUUGAAAAAAAAAAAUUUUCCAGAUUUUUUGGAUUGUGAAAAUAAAAAAAAAAUUUUUGAAAUUUCGAAUAAAAUCAAAGAUUUUUAUGAUUUUUAACCAAAAAAAUUUUGAAAAAAAUAUUCAAAAUAAAAUUUUUUGAUUCUUUUAAAAAAAAAAAAAUUUUUUUCACAGAUUUUUGAAUUGAAAAAAUCAAAAAUUAAAAAAAAAAUUUUUUUUUUCUGUCAAAAAAUCUCAUUUUCAGGCGGCGAAUGUCCUUUUCCUCGAAGGCCCACGAGAUGUUGGGUUCUCAUAUCAGAACGCCACGGAAAACGAAGAUCACACUUACAGCGAUGAAAAGACCGCUGAGGAUAAUUAUCAAGCCCUGAAAGACUUUUUCGAGGAAUAUCCGGAGUUCAAACGAAGAGAUUUUUAUAUCAUGGGAGAGUCCUAUGGUGGUGUGUAUGUCCCGACUUUGACUGCCAGAACUAUUAAAGUAAGGAUGAAGGUUAACGAGCGUAUUUUACAAAACAAAAUUCAAUGAUUUUCCUCUUUGCACGGUGCAAAAAUUGAAUUUUUUAAGUUUGCACUGUGCGAUGGAAAUUUUUCAAAUUUUUGCUCGAUGUGGCAACAAAUAUACCCUAAUCUUUUUGCGUACUAACCCAAAAUAGCCGGUUUAUACCCUGUGCAAUUUUAUUUGACCAAUUUUUCUUUUGCACAGUGCAGAAAAUCCGAUUUUUAAAAACGCACAGUGCGGAGGCUUAGGUCUGGAUUUUUUGCACAGUGCAGAGGAAAAAUCGGCCUAAAAAUAAAUUGAAAAUACAACUAGGUAUUGUCUGCUCAAUAUUAGACCGUUUCUAAGCCAUGUUUUUCAUUGCACCGUGUAAAAAUUGCCUCAAAGUUUGCUGCACAGUGCAAAAAACAAAAGUUGGAAAUUUUCGCACUACGCAGGGAAAAUUUACUUUCAAAAACAGUGUCAAUUAAAAAAUCAACCAAUUUUUACAUUUCACAUUACUCAGUAUCCUCCUUUCCCACCGCACGGUGCAGAAAAACACUUCAGAGUUGGCUGCACAGUGCAAAAAACAAAAGUUGGAGAUUUUCGCACUGUGCAUGAAAAAAUUAUUGCCAAAAUAGUGUAAAAUAAAAAAAAUCGACCAAUUUUUACAUUUCACAUUACUCAGUGUCACCCAUUCCCACUGCACUGUGCAGAAGACCAAUUCAAAAUCUGCUGCACAGUGCAAAAAACAAACGUUGGAAAUUUUUGCACUGUGCAAAAAACAAAACUUGGAAAUUUUCGCACUGAGCAUAUAAAAAUUACUUUAAAAAACAUAAUCAAAUAAAAAAAUCGACCAAUUUUUUCAUUUCACAUUAUUCAUUGCCCCCUUUUCCCACCGCACAGUGCAGAAAACCAAUUCAAAAUCUGCUGCACAGUGCAAAAAUAAAAAAUCUUUUUUUACCGCAUAUUUUUAGGGCAUUCAAAGUGGUGACAUGAAGGACGUGAAUCUCGUCGGAAUGGCGGUCGGAAACGGAAUUCUCUCAUCAAUCGAGCAGAUGCGCUCCAACGCCCCAUUACUCUACCAUCGGGCGCUGAUCGACAAAUCCGAAUGGGAUCAGUACUUCUCGUGCUGUGAGGGCGACUACAACCAUCUCGCCGAAUGCGAUAUCACCAAAUUUAUUUAUGUGAACUCCUCGGGCGAUGCGAAUCCGCGAAAUUCGAGUGACGCGUGUUCGGUUACUGUAACAAAACUGGCUCAAAGACAGUGGUUUUUGAAGGGAAACAAUGUGUACAACAUUCUGCAGGACUGUUAUCAACAAAAGGAAGCGGUGUUCGGGAGUUUGGAGACGAUGAAAAACAAAUAUGCCGGCUGGAUGACGGCUAGGGUAAGAUUUUGGGUAAAAUACGUGCUCUGCCAUGUUGUUUCAUAUUAGAAGGCAGUAUUUUACUUUCAACGAGUAUUUUCUGUCAUUUUUUGCCCAUUUUAGCCAUUAAAACAGAAUGCCACAAACUUCAGGUUUUCGCUGCGGGACCAAUUUCAUGUUAAAAUAUGGCAGAUUUACUUCUGAUUCACAAAGUAUAGGGCGCGUAUUCACCUUAGACGAUCAUUUGGGCCCUGAAAACAGAAUGCCACAAACUUCAGGUUUUUGCUGCGGGGCCUAUUUCAUAUCAAAAUACAGUAGUUUUAGUGCUGAUUUAAUAUUCACCUUAGAUGACCAUUUUGGCUAUUAAAACAGAAUGCCACAAAUUUCAGGGUUUCUCUGCGAAACCAAAAAAAUUAAGCUGAAUUUUUGAUGGCGUUAGGGUAAAAUACGUUAUUUAAAAAUAAUAAAAACAAUAAAAUGAGUGUCAGACUUUAUCAUAUGUUUAGUUCAACCCAAAUCUCCACCAAAAACUCACUUUUUCAUAUAAAAUUAUAUUACACUAGACAUCUGUUCCUAAACUCAAAAAAAUCAAUUCUUUUAGUCCUCAGAACCGCCUGUCAAUGGUCAGUUCGGAGUGAACACGAUUAAUAACAUCUUUUCCACCGAUAAUCAAGGAGGAUUCACCUGCUACGCAAACGCCGCAGCCGAAAAAUGGCUGGAAUCCAAAGAUGUGAGAAAGGCCCUUAAUGUCCCGAGUUACGUCCAGCCAUGGCAUCCUUGUAACGACACCAUCAAUCAGAACUAUCAGCAACAGCAUAAUGACACAGGCCCAGUUUUUGACGAGAUAAUUGAGUCCGAAUACCCGUUGAGAGUUUUGAUUUAUAACGGAGACACUGACCUGGGUAUGUGGAUAAGACUGUUUUUAUGGAGGGUUUCUAAUCCUUCUACAACAAAUUUUUCCAAAUUCAAGUAUUUUUACCGACUGCACAGUGCAAAAUUAAAAAAUUUUAUUUUCGCACUGUGCAGUUGAAUUUUUGGAAGACAAAAAUUUUUCAUCUUAUCAUGCACUGUGCAUCAAUCCAUGAUUUUUUCGCGGCACAGUGCAGUGAAACCUUUUUUUUUGAGUUGCACGGUGCAAAAUGAAAAAUUUUACUUUUCGCACUGUGCAGUUGAAUUUUUGGAAAAAUUCCACUGUGCAAUCACGAAAAUUUUUCGUUUUAUAAUGCACAGUGCCUCAAGUUACAAUUUUUUCAUGGCGCAGUGCAACAAAACACCUAGUUUUUCCGCACAGUGCAGUAAAAAUCCUAAAUCUUCUAUUUGCACUGUGCAAUUAGAUUUUUUGAGGUUGCACUGUGCAAUCUGUCACCAACAUUGUUUGCACAGUGCAAAAUUUCCAAAUUCCUGUCAGUGCACAGUGCAAUGGAAGAUCUGAUUUUUUCGCACCGUGCAAAAAUUGGAUUGUUUCUAAACGCUCAAAAAGCAGUAUUUUUAUGCAUGAAGUGACGAAAAGAUACUAUAAACCCACCAAAAAAAGUUUCUUUUUCAGCCUGUAACUUCCUCGGUGACCAAUGGCUAGUGGAACGAGUGGCCAAAAAACACGGCCUCAAGACCUCUCGGCCAUACAAUCCAUGGAACGUCAAAGGUCAAAUCGCGGGAUAUGAGAAGCAAUUCUCAAACAAAAAAGUCAGCAUCGACUUGUUGACAGUGAAAGGGGCGGGGCAUUUGGUCCCAUUGGAUCGCCCAGAGGCAUCUUUGCAAAUGAUCAACAACUUUAUUGGAGAAAAAGACUACAGCGAUGAGAUUACUGUCAUAACAAAGGAGAAACCACUUCGAGAAGCCUAUCAGAUCAAGGAGAAGGUCAGUUGGUAUAAUACAUAAAAAAUUAUUUUUUUUUGAUUUAGGGGUAGAAAAUGUGUAAGAACAACGAAAAAGAUGUUAAAAAAUUAUGCUUAUUUUACAAUUUUAUCUAUAAAUCAAAAAAAAUAAUCAAAAGUUAUACAGGGUGGGGUGUCUUUGUGGCCCCAUUUGGAUUGGCUAUAACUUCUUUAGUUUUUGGCGAAAUCUUAAAAUUCUUUUUUUCCCUGAAGCCUCAGACAACCCCAUUUUGUUUGAUACCAAAUUUGUUAUACUCCAUUUUUGGACACACCGGGAAAGACCGAAAAAACAACCGAGAAACGCCCGAAAAAAUGAACUCCAAGAAUAAAUCCAAUAACUGCAGAUGACACUUGCCUAUGUCAUUUUAAAGGUCUUAUUACGAUAAUUAAUCACUGCACAUCUCAAACUAUUCCGAGUUUUCUUUUUUGAGUAAGGCAGCUUUCUUGUAAAAAGACCCCACGAGCAGAAGGGUCCGAGUCAACCGGAUAUAUUCAUGUCGUUCUAGACAGACGAGCGUCGUACAACAAAACUAUCGGUAAAUAAAACUACCCUAACGUGAUACUGUAAUCUAAAUAAGGAGUCACUCAUGAAUCUUAAUAAGUCGCAGAAAAAACGGGAAAUCUUUUGUCUCCGUUAUUUUGGGUCACCCUGUAUAACAUAUUUGGUAUCAAACAAAAUGGGGUUGUCUGGGGAUUCAGGGGAAAAAAGAAUUUUAAGAUUUGGCAAAAAACUGAAGAAGUUAUAGCCAAUUCAAAUCGGGCCACAAAGAUGCCCCACUCUGUAUUAGACAUGGCUCUCGGGCCGGCCCGGGCCGAAAAUCGCGGCCCGGCCCGCGGGCCGGAAGAGGUCGGCCCGGCCCGGCCCGUUUCAAUUUUUCUUCGGCCCGGCCCGGCCCAGCCCGCGGCCCGGCCCGGGCCGGCCCGAAAAUUAAGGAAAAAUAAAAAACCUUCCUACGCUAUUAGAAAAGACAUACUUUUCUUUAUUCAAGCAACUAACAAUCAAUUUUUUAAAGCAAAAAAUAACCAACCAUCGCAUUGCCUUGUUAAAAUUAAUCAAAAAUUUACCGAGGUACUUUUUCAGACUAUUAAAAAUUGUCCCAAGAUGAAUUUUAUAGAUUCAGUAAAGGUGGAACCAAUUUUAUCAAAUUUUUCGUCAGAUUUCCAACUUUCAGAUGAUAGUGUUACUUCAGACGACUUCCUAAUUGUGUUUAGAAAGAUGUCGAUUACGUUUAUUUUGGGUAGUUGCUCAAACAAUUACUACAAACACUGAUAUACUUUACUUCUUCAUAGAUUUUUCUAUAGUAAAAUUACUUAUUAUUAAUGAUUUUUGAAUACUUCCCUGCUUUAUUUUUAUAAAAUUAUACUUACUGUAUGAAAAAUGUCGACCCCAUUAUUGGCUUUGCGUUCUAAUUUUAUUGGCAACCCAACUUUUCGCUUUGAAAUUCAGAACUUUAAUUUUGCCGGGCCGGCCCGGGCCGAAAAUUGCGGCCCGGCCCGCGGGCCUGAGGAGGUCGGCCCGGCCCGGCCCGUUUCAAUUUUGCUUUGGCCCGGCCCGGCCCGGCCCGAACACCGGCCCGGGCCGGCCCAGCCCUGCAGCCAAGUCUACUCUGUAUUACAGUGAGGGAGCUGAUCCAGUGGCAAAAAACGUCCCAUUUUGCAUCCAGGAAGGGACCAAAAUGUCUCCAAACCCUUCCCUUCUCUAAGCUAAAAAACUCCGUUUUGAAAAGCGCACCAUUUCCUUCAAGGCGGGCCUUUCAAAACGGGGUUUUUUAGCUUAAACAAGGGAGGUAUUUGGAGACAUUUUGGUCCCUUCCGGGAUGCAAAAUGGGACGUUUUUGCCAUAGGAUCCAGUCCCACCCUGUAUUACUUUAGACAUCAAAGACUGAUUUCUUUUCAGUUUGCUGAUGCUGUUGGGAAUGUCAGUCCGCUUGACCUGUUCUCUCGGGAUAAUCUUCACAUCACCGCCGCCAAUGAAUAUUAUAAACGGCGGAGACCUCGAGAUGACAAGAAAAUAGAAAAUCUCGUCAAAAAAAGUGCCGUGCUCCCUCCUCCAAAGCCUGGAAGUGCGAGUGCGGACCUUAUUCGCUUCACAACCUCCGAAUUCACCUUCCAAGACGCGCCUCCCCAAUGGUCGGGGUAUUUGAACGCCCGCGACGACGUGCAUCUGCAUUACUGGCUGAGUCGGCACAACACCGACCCCAGCGCGCCUCUAAUCCUCUGGCUGAACGGCGGACCCGGCUGUUCGUCGUUGGGCGGGCUUUUCAAGGAGCUCGGCCUCUUCCAUGCCACGAGAGAUGCCCAAAGACUGGAUCAGAAUCGGUUCUCCUGGACCAAAGUCGCGAAUGUUUUGUUCCUCGAGGCGCCGCAAGGCGUCGGCUUCUCGUAUUCGUCGAAUCCGAACAAAACCGAGCCGUAUGAUGAUGAUCGAACCGCGGCGGAAAACGCGAAUGCCUUGGAGAAGUUCUUGGAACGAUUUCCCGAGUUCAAAGGACGACCGUUUUAUGUUACUGGCGAGAGUUAUGGCGGGAUUUAUGUCCCAACUUUGGUCAGGGAAAUUUUGAGAAGGAAAACGGUAAGGUUUUUUAUUGGUUUUUUACGUUUUUAGACACGUUGCGGAAAUUUUUUGGUUUUGCACAGUGCGGUCAAAAACUUUUGAAAUUUUUGCACUGUGCAGAGAAGUGUGAUGGCCAUGAUGUAGUGUCAUGGAUUAACAAGAAAUUUUGGAGCGAAAUCUUUUUGAAAUUUUUGGAUUUUUUGAUUUCUGCACUGUGCAGUAAAGAUUUUUGACGCUGCACUGUGCGGUGCCAAGCGCUUGAAAUUUUCGCACUGUGCAGAGCAGUAUGAUGGCCAUGCUGUUGUGUCAUGGAUUAACAAGAAAUUUUGAGGCGAAAUUGGUUUGAAAUUUUUUAUUUUUCCAAUUCUGCACUGUGCAGUAAAGAUUUUUAAUUUUCGCACUGUGCGGUUAAAAUAUUUGGGGCUUUUGCAGUGUGCAACGAAUUUUGAUGAUUUUUUACGCAAUAUUAUGCGUCCGAACGGAAAUUUCGGGAUUAAAUUUAAAUUUUUCUGACUUUUAUUAUUUUGCACUGUGCAUUGAACAUUUUUAUCUUUUGCACAGUGCGGUAAAAAUGAAAAAAAAUCGAGUUUUUCGAAAGUGAAAUUUUGAUUUUUUUUUUUUUUUUUUUGAAUUUUGUUUGUCCCCAUGCUUUUUUACGGGUCUCAAAAUUAAAAUAUUUCUGUUUUAGACCCCCAAUUCCCCAAUGAAAGACCUCAACCUGAAAGGAUUUGCGAUUGGAAACGGAAUGCUCAGCAGGUUUGACCAGGUCAAUUCCGCUGUCCAUCUGAUGUAUUACCGAGGAUUCUACGACAGAGAGUAUGUUUUUUCCUUUUUUUAUUCAAUGUUUUGGUAUUUACUUCAUUUUUUUUAAAUUUUUUCGCACUGUGCAAUCAUGCAAAAUUAGAAAAGUUUAAUUUCGACCUUACAGGACUUACGAAGAGAUUCUCUCAUGUUGUAACGAUACCAGACGUCCAGAAGAGUGUAAUCUGAGCAGUUACGUCCACUUCAAGGAGAACGGGGAUUCGGAGCCAAGGCACUUUGAAGACCCUAAAUCAGCGCGUUGUGCUGAGCUGGUGGAUCAGUAUGGCUUCUGGAAGAUUUGGGAGUCAACGUAGGUUUUAUUUAACCAAUUUGAACUGGUUUGUCUACCGUUUGGGCAAUACUUUUUAUAUUACACUUGACAAAAUUUGGAGAUUUUUUGAGGUUUUAGAGGUGCUUUGGUAGAGUUUAUUUGUUGCUUUGAUACUGUAGAGACUUGUAGGAUCGCUGUUAAGCCAUUUCCAUCAAAAAUCGGCCUUGCAACGGAAUGCCAAAAUUUCUAAAAUUUGGCGGGAAUUCAAAAAUUUGAAUUUUAAAUGAUCGAAUUUGGCUUCUAAAUGGUUUUUAUUACAUUCUACCGUAUUUUAGUUAGUUAUUUUUGAUUGUAAAAUACGAUGUUGAAGGUUAGGCCUUGAUACUAUAAUAUAAUAGAUAGUACAAUUAAAAAUGAUGCCUUCAGUUGUUAAUGCAGUUGGUUUGGUGCACAGUACUGCUCAAAAAACAUGUUUUUAGCGCUUGGUACUGCAUAGUACGAGGUGGUACUAUAUAGCACGAGGUAAAAAUUAAGCAACAUUUAGUAGUACCUCAAUAAAAAUUUCCGAUUUAAAAAAUUUCAGAGUAUCGGUGUACAACAGCUACCAAGACUGUUACAAAGACGACGCUUCCUCAUCCUUCAAGUCAGUAGUGAAUGCAGCAGCAGGAAAGAAAGUGUUCAGAACGAAAAGGUCAGCCGGAUUCAAGGAACUCGGCCUCUCCGAAGAUUACACUUUUGUUGAUGAAGCAGUGAGUUUUUUGUUGAAGUUGGGUUUGAUUUUUAAGAAAUAGUUAUUGGGGUUUUCUAUAUGAUAGAUUUUAUGUUUGGUUUGGCCCGGAAAGCGAAAUUUUGUUACUUUUUUAUGCACUGUGCAAGCUGUUUUUCAUUUAUUUUUUGCACUGUGCAAGGGUUUUUUUAACUUUUUUGCACUGUGCAGUGGAGCUGUGAAGAAAUUUUUGGAAUAGUGUCCGAAGAGGAGGAUAUUGGUCUUCACUAUUGCCUCAGGGCAUUUUUUAUUUUUCUCUCUUUUUUGCACGGUGCGAUAAAGGAUUUUCUAAUUUUGGAUCGCACCGUGCGGUUAAAAGUAAAAAAUUUUUUUUCAUGUCAAAAAUGUAUGAGAAUUUUCGGCACAGUAGAAAAAAAGAAAAACUUUGAUCUUAUUUAUGCCCGAGGAAAUAAAUUUUUUAAUUUUUUUCGAUUGCACUGUGCAGAAAAAAGAUUUAUUUUUUAUUGCACAGUGCAAAUUUUUUAUCGAUUUUUUAUCAAACUUUUGACUUCAGAAACUCUACAACAAACACUCGACCGACGCCCAUGGCGGAUUCGAAUGCUACGACAGCGAAGUGACCGAGAAAUUCCUGAACAAAGCCGCAAUCAAGAAGUUGAUACAUGUGAAUCGAGAGAUCAAAUGGGAAGGCUGCAAGUGAGUGGAAAAUAAAAUUUUUUUGAUUCAAUUUAGUGAUGAAAUGAACCAAAAUUACAUCCAACAGAACCAUGACACCCGCCCCGUCUGGGACGAGAUCUUGGAUUUGCUGGAAAAACUGAAAAUCACCAAUUUCAAGUCGCUGGUCUACAAUGGAGACGCGGAUUUGGCCUGUGAAUACCUUGGAAAUGAAUGGUUUCUUUAUCGGUAAGCUCAUUUUUGGAGCUGAUUUUUGGUUUUCUUCGAUUUUUAUAAAAGUCCAAAAAAUCCGUCAUGAUGACAUUAAUUAUGUCACCUAAAGUGGGGAUGUUACCGUUUGAAAAUUUUUUAUAUGGCUGCUUUAGAACGUAGAACACAGGCUAGUAAAAAGUUUUGGGAUAAAAUGAGUAAUUGAAGAUGUCAUCAUGACGGAUUUUCUGGAAAUUUGGGAAAAUUGAGGGAAUUUGACGAUUUUAAAGAGCGAUAAAAAUAAAACGGCUUUUUGAACGCAUGAUAAUUCUUGCUGAUAGAGAAUACAUCGAAAACAAUAGUAAUUAAAUGAGUCAUUAUGACGCAUUUUCUGGAAUAUCCAAAAAAUUCCUGGAUUUUGGUCAUCUAUUGGGCGGAUAAAAAUUUGUUACGUUCUGAGUGCCAUAACAAGUCCCAUGGCGAAGUUUAAUGUUGAAAAAAUGAGAAACAAAACAUGUAAUGAUGACUUAUUUUUUGGAAAUUUGAAAAAUCGUAAAAAAAAUCUUUAAUAAUUGUAAAAUACGAUGAAUUUCUGAGCCGUUCGUUUCAGACUAGCCACAGAAAGAGGCCUCCUGCCCAAGCCGGCCGAGCCCUGGACCUUCUCCGAGCCCAAGAAGACCUCCGGCCUCUACUUCCCGCGAAUGGCCGGCACCGUCCGCCAAUUCCGCAACAAUCGCACCUCUCUGGACUUUCUCACCGUCAAAGGAGGCGGUCAUUUCGUCCCGCAGGACCGCGCUCCCAUCGCCCUGCAAAUGAUCGCAAACUUUGUUCGCCAAAACUCCGCCCGCAUUAACUACAGUACCCCGCUGAGUUGGGAGGAUCUGAAAUUAUUGCCGGCCAAGCCGUCGGCUUCGUACAUACCAAAGCGUGAGUUUUUUUGGGAAUUUUUGAGUUUUUUUUUUUUUUUUUUUUUUUAUUUUUUUUUUGAAUUUAUUGCGUAAAAUACGAAUUCUUUUAUUUAAAAAAAAAUGUUUAAGGGAAAAAAUUGAGAUUAGAAGUUUUUGAGGUAUUUUUUACAGCAUUUUAGAACUUAUUUAUUUUUCGGAAAAAAAAAUUAUUUUUUUUUUAUGUUUUAUUCCUAUUUUCCAGCAUAUUUAAAAAUUUUUUUGACAAAUUUUUUUUUUAAAUUUUUCAAUUUUCUGAUCGAUACUCAAAAUUUCAGCCCCGCGCCGAGCCAUGGACAAGAUCUUCAACCUGCCCGGCCUCACUUUCCAGCCCAAAUUCGAGCAACACUCUGGAUAUUUGAAUGUCUCCAAGGGAAAUUACCUUCAUUAUUGGUAAGAAAAAAAUGAGAUUUUUGGGGGAAAAUUGAAGGUAAAAUACGCAGAAGCAGACAUUGUAGUUGAAGUGGGUAAAAUUUGUUUAUGGUGAUUUUUUAAAAUUUUUUGUCGUUGCAUAGUGCGAAACUUUAAUGUUCAAUUUUUGUGCACGGUGGGAAAUUUCUCAAUUUUUUUUGCACAGUGCGAAAUUUUAAUGUUGAAUUUUUGUGCACGGUGCAAAAUUUUAGUAUUUAUUUUUUUUCGCACAGUGCAAAAUUUUCGAAUUUUGUUUGCACAGUGCGAAAUUUUAGUAUUGAUUUUUUUGCACAGUGCAAAUCUUCCAAAUUUUUGUUUGCACCGUGCGAAGUUUAAGUAUAGAUGUUUUUCGCACGGUGCGGAAUUUUUGUUUGCACUGUGCGAGAUUUUAGUGCUCAUUCUUUUCGCACGGUGCGAAAUUUUAGGAUUGAUUUUUUUCGCACAGUGCGAAAUUUCUGGAUUUUUGCACAGUGCAAGAUUUUAGCAUUGAAUUUUUGUGCACUGUGCAAAAUUUUAGUAUUGAUUUUUAUUUGCACAGUGCAAAAUUUUUGAAUUUUUGUUUGCACGGUGCAAAAUUUUUGAAUUUUUGUUUGCACGGUGCAAAAUUUUUGAAUUUUUAUUUGCACAAUGCGAACAAAAAUUUUUUUACUACGCACUGUGCACGCUAAAAAAAAAGAUAUUUUUUGCACUGUGCCGAAACCAAAUUUUUUUAUUUUUUCCCCAUUUGUGCCCCUCUUUCUUUCAGGUUUGUCGAAAGUCAAAAGAAAAACGCCCCCCUGCUCCUGUGGCUGACCGGCGGACCGGGCUGCUCGUCUUUGGGCGCGCUCUUCGGCGAGAAUGGCCCAUUUUACGUGAAUCCGGACGGGCAGACGCUGUUCGAGAACGUGUUCUCAUGGAACAAAGUGGCCAAUGUGCUGUACAUUGAGUCUCCGCGAGGCGUCGGCUUCUCGUAUCAGGACCAUGAGGACAAUAAGGACACCAAUUUCAAUGAUGAAAAGUCUACGGAGGAUGUUCUCCUUGCCCUGAGGGAAUUUUUGAAAAUUUACGAAAUCAAAAAUGAUUUUUAUAUCACUGGAGAGAGCUAUGCGGGCGUUUAUGUACCCGCAUUGACGAGGAGGAUUCUUCAGGAGCUGGACAAGGAGAAUCGAGGCAUUUUUUAUGGGGUACCACUGGAUUUUAAAGGAUUUUUGGUUGGAAAUCCGUAUGUGAGCGUCGAAGGAGCGGUAAGAAUGAAUUUUUUGGAGAGUUUUGGCAAUUUUGAGGGGAUUGAAUGGGCUUGGGAAGGGUUUUGAGCGGGUUGGGAGAUUAAUUUAUAUUGUAGUAGACAUAAAUUUUUGAUUUUUUUUAUAUUGUAGUAGUCUAGGGGUAAAAAAAUUAGGGCGUUUUAGGCCCUUGGGCAACUGUGGAUAGUAUUUAGGACCAUUUUCUGCACUUUUGGACAUUAAUUUAUAUUGUAGUAGAUAUAAUUUUUUUACUUUUUUUAUAUUGUAGUAGUGUAAAGAUGAAAAAUUUAGGGAGUUUUAGGAACUUUGGCAACUGUGGUUAUUAUUUAGGAUCAUUUUCUGCACUUUUGGAUAUUAAUUUAUAUUGUAGUAGGCAAAAAUUUUGCGAUUUUUUUGUAUUAUAGUAAGUAAAAAUGAGGAGAAACGGAACAUUAUCGAAAGCUAAGGUCACAUAUGGGCUUCUGAAUGAAUUUUUGUUUGUAUUGAAGAAUUUUUGGACAUCAAUUUAUAUUGUAGUAGGUAAAUAUUGUCAAAAAAGGUAUAAAAUUUUGCAAAAUUUUGGUUCUUCACAGUGCAAUUGGACCGUAAAUCAAUGUUUAUGGACAAAAAAACUAUUUUUUUCUUUUCAGCGCGCCACUAGAGUCGAUUACAGCUACACACAUGGUCUCAUUGGUAAAAAGUAAGCCGAAAAAAUGCCAAAUUCUUUUCCAAGUUUUGUUAUAAUACCUGAUUUUGUCUUUCAGAGAGUUCCUUUCGAUCCGGAAGGAGUGUUGUCCCGACUCGAAAACCGAACUCUGCCCAAUGCCCGUGAAUUUGACCGAAACUUGCGAUAAAAAGAUGAGAGAAUUGUGGAGCAUCGAGAGUUUCGACCCGUACAAUCUGAUUCAACAGUGCUACGAACACACUGGCAAGUCGGUCCUCAUGCAACGCGAUAAUGGAGUGAAGGUAGGCGACAUUUUAUACGAAAAGUUUGGUUUUGGAAAGAAAUUUUGAAUUUUUUUGGCAUUGUGUUGCAAGGGAAAAUAAAAUUGUGUUCUUGAUGGAUUUAGAUGAUAUUUUAGGAUCAUCUUAUUUUGAAAAUCGUUUUUGCGGCAAAAUAAAUUUGAAAUUUUGAAUUUCCCGCCAAAUCGCAAAGCCCUUGGCAUUCUGUUUUAGGUGGGGUAAAAUUAGUUUUAGUUGCCUAGAAAGCAUUCAUGAAAAUUUUAAUUUAUUUUUGACUAUUUUUUAGUCGAAAAUUUGAUUUGAAAUUUGAAUUUCCCGCCAGAUUUCAAAACCCUUGGCAUUGUGUUGCAAGCUUUUGAAAGGUCCUUUAAUGCUCUCUAAAACGAGUAGAAGGGUUUUUAGGACCUGCAAAAUCACUUUCUCAGCUUUUUCGGUACUUGAUGCACAAUGCCAAGAAUUGAAAUUGUUAGCGGGAAAAUUGAAAUUUGAAUUUUUGGCUAAAAAAUCAGUAAAAUUAGAUGUAAUUUCGCUAUUUUAUUCCCAGCAAACACUUUUAUCAUCGAUUGAAUCGCUUUCCUUGGCCCAAAAACACUAUCUCGAUGGAGAUUUGGCCACCGCUUCGCAUCACUCCCUGAGGGCGCGGAUCAAUUAUGCCUCAUCGGACGCAAAUGGAGGCCUUCGAUGCUAUGUGUUCGACAAGAUGACCGACUAUUUGAACCAAGAACACGUCCGAGAAGCAAUCCAUGUCCCAAAAUUUGUUCAGGACUGGGAAAUGUGCAGGUAAAUAGCGAUUUUGACUGGGAAUAGUUGAAAUUUCAGCGAAAAAUCAAUUUAAUUUGAUUGAUUGCACAGUAAGUAUUUCUUCUAGUAUAGUUCUGUAGCUUGCAUAACGCAAAAAUUGAAAGAAUUUAGAGGUUUAAAAUUUUCGCACCGUGCGGCGCGUUUUUUAGCCUAUUUUGGCGUCCGCACAGUGCAGAAAAUUUUGAAAUGCAAUCUCUCGGAAAUUGCACGGUGCAAUAAAUUUGGAAAUGCGAUUUACCGAAUGACAUCACUGUCUAAAAAGUUUCAAAAAUUUUUUUUUAAUUUUUACUGUUUAAUUCUGUGAAAAAUCGAUUUUUUGGAUUUUUUGCACUGUGCAGUAAAAAAUAAAUUUGUUGCUUUGGAAAGAGCACAGUGCAAUGAUUUUGAAAUAAUUUUUGGCUCUGUAAAAUUAAUUUUAUUCCGCAAUUUUCACUUGAUUUUACAAUUUUUUUGAUUUUCGAAAAAUUUUCAGCGGCGGAAUUGGCGACAACUACACCAUGCAAUUCAACACUGCAGAUGGAGAUAUGUCGCAAGUGUUCUAUGAUAUCUUGGAUUCAAAAUACGCGAAAGAAAACAAGGAUGUCUUCAAGAUGAUGAUUUAUAAUGGAGAUACGGACCUGGUGUGCGGCUUCAAAGAAGCCGAAUAUUUUGUGGAAAAAUUGAGCCAGAAUUACAAAGGAGAGGCUAGUGUGAGGAAUUUGCAAUUUUUGGCUUGAAAAAUUUGAAUAUUCAAAAAAAAUUAAUUAAAAAAUUUGAAUAUUCAAAAAAUUAAUUAAAAAAUUUGAAUAUUCAAAAAAAUUAAUUAAAAAAUUUUAAUAUUCAAAAAAUUAAUUUAAAAAUUUGAAUAUUCAAAAAUUAAUUUAAAAAUUUGAAUAUUCAAAAAAUUAAUAAAAAUUUGAAAUAUUUUAAAAAAUUAAUUAAAAAAUUUGAAUAUUAAAAAAUCAAAUUUUUUAUCCUACUACAACAUAAAUCCCCCCAAAAUUUUCAGGUGACCAUCCCCCGCCAUCCCUGGUAUGCCCAACUCCCCAAAAAUGGCAAAAAAUCGGUGGCCGGCUUCCGAAAACAGUUCAAAUUCGACGGAAUUUCCUUGGAUUUGGUCACAAUCAAAGGAAGUGGCCAUUUCGUCCCGUUGGAUCGACCUCUGGCCUCGUUGCAAUUGCUGGAGAACUUUAUUAACCACAAGAAUAUCAGCGAGAAAAUACCGUAUUCCACGGAACCGGCGAGAUUAUUGAGUAAGCUUGGAAAUUAGAAAAAAAAUUUAAAAGCAGAAUUGUUAUUUUGCCUCUAAUUCUUUUAUUUUCAGGUCAAUACGAGCCCGAAUUGGUGGAUCAGCCGGCUCGACCGUUCGAGCCAACGAUUGGGCCAUUGGUUCCGGAGCCGACGCCUCCAGAAGAUGAUACGACCGACUCAACUGGUGAUGGUGGCGAUAAUACUCCCACACCAGCUCCAAAGUCCGCGUUAUCUCUCCAGUACAACGCUAUUUUGUUAUUGGUCGCGGCUUGGUUAUUGUUUUAG
Bursaphelenchus xylophilus (pine wood nematode) is the source of this 19183-nucleotide messenger RNA. The record is from the annotation of a GenBank genome assembly. NCBI's taxonomy places the organism in Eukaryota, Metazoa, Nematoda, Chromadorea, Rhabditida, Aphelenchoididae.